Xyrauchen texanus (razorback sucker) is the source of this 3765-nucleotide messenger RNA. RefSeq lists its product as uncharacterized. The record is from RefSeq and is a predicted model, not a curated record. The coding region runs from base 439 to 1392 and encodes 317 amino acids. The transcript is spliced from 6 exons. NCBI's taxonomy places the organism in Eukaryota, Metazoa, Chordata, Actinopteri, Cypriniformes, Catostomidae.
CACCUGCCAUUUCACAACACAACUUUGCAAGAAUUUCAUUUUGUACAGUUAAACAGACGAGGAAUAAUCUUUGUUUAUUGGAAAACUUCAACGAACAACUUGGAACAUGAACAACUGGACGUUUUUUGGACACUUAUCUUCGAUAUUACAGAUUCAUCCAAAAUUGUAGAGUGAAUUAACCCUGGAUACAACAUGGAAUGAAGAGGGCCUGGAUUACAAUUUAGAAAGCAGGUCAAGAAUGGGCGGGUCGAAUGUGGUUCCUUGAGGAACAUUGCAUUUUAAUUUAGGCUACCUGGUUUUUACAGAGCUUUUCUCGUGAAAGCUUAUAUUCCUUUUACUGUCUUUGUCCCAUAAUAUACCUGUUUCCUCAGUCAGGCAUUUUGAUUAAUACUUGAUAUAAAACUCAUCUCGGCAGAGAGUAUAAAGGCCUGGAAGGCCAUGGGGAAUAGCAACUCCAGGCCAAAGAUUUGCCAAGUUGCACCAUCUCAUAGUCAAGCAGUGGAGAAUGAGCCCUCAAUGCUUCCAACUUCACAGUGGAUGAUCACUGCUGUUCAAGGCACAGGAAUGCAAGAGAAAGGCAUUCUGGGACAGGGGAAGACCAACCAUCUGCCACCUUUGACAGGAAGACAGGAAGUGCCUCACAUUGUCCAUUUAGAGCAAGGAACCCAGAGUGUAUGUGAUAUAACUGGUCACAGCAUUAUAAAGUCUCACCCACCACAACCAGCAAAGGGAUGGCAACCAAUGGCCCCUGCCAUAGAGUUUGACUUGAAUCCUUCCAAACACCCAUGCAUGAAACACAAAAAUGCAGAGUCUGAGGGCAUGGAAUGGAAAGAUGGGCCUGUCCACCGCUAUUCCACUCCCAGCCUGGGAGGACAUUGUGGCACAAGCAAAACACAACAGGGACACAUGAAAGGUCUUCUUCUGGCACAGACGAUGCUCAGUCACCAAGCAACCAAGAAGCGUCAAGCUCAGCAGAAGUGCUUUAGGCAAAGACGGUGGAAACAGAAGAAGGUCUACAAUUCCGAAGUGGAAGGAGACAAUAUGGAAAGAAUGCAGAGAGUCCGGAUUGUCUCUAGGCCAACGCAAAGAAACAUCUUCUGGGAUGAGUCUGAGGGUCAGAUUCUGGAUGUGAAGGAGUUGCUGCAACCAAGUCCAGAGUUGACAGACCCAAACAUAGAAGAAGACAUGAUUGACAAACCACUAACGGGUGGAUUUGUGGCUGAGGUAGAAGACUGGAAAUUGGGAGGUUUGGUGAUGGAAAGUUGUAAGAACUCCCAGUGGUCUACUAAUAGCAAAACAAAUCUGGAAGGAGGAUUGACAGAAACUGUGCAAAUGUACUGUGACUUAGCUUGGCGUCAAGACUGGAGUGGGCUUGAGAAAAAAAAACACUAAAUCUGACAUUUCUCUGGGUUAUUUAUGAAACUAUGUGCAGGUGAGAGGGAAGAACGGGAUAUUAAAAAGAGUUAUUUGUUCCAGGCGGACUCUGAAAAACACAGUAAGACAGUUUGGGAGGAUUCAAGCACAAGAUGAAAUGUACAUUAAGGAUUAAAGGAAUAGUUGGCCCAAAAUAGUUUCCGGUCCAUCUUUUCAGUACAAUGGUAGUUGAUAGUGACUCACUUCAAAGCUUAAAAAAAGACCCAAAAGUAUUAUAAAAGUAGUCUAUGUGACUCGUGCGUCACAUUCCAAAAAGGCAUGCAAUAUGUUUUAGUGAGAAACAACCACUCGUGUGCCACAGUGAACAAGCUUCACUCAUUGUGCUCGCAUAUCUUCGCGUGGAUACCAAGCAGAAUUAAGUUUUUACUUUUUGGGCUGGUCAUGACAUGAGUUAAAAGUAGGGCUGUCAGUUGAUUCAAAUUAAUUACAUGAUGCGCUGAUUAAUUAAUUAAUCAAAUGAAUCACAACAGGGGCAUGAUUAAUUGCAUAUUUUUUAACACGUUAUUUUUUAUAUAAUUAAUCGCAUUGAAUUAACUCAUUAAAUUGACAGCCCUAGUUGACUGAUUCAACUUUGCUGAGGCAAGCUUGGUAAGCAAAUCUAUCACAUCUGUCUCAUGCUAACAAGUGUACGGUCUAAAGGCCUUUUCACAAAGAAGGCGACGUGAUAAUGAAAGACAAAUUGGCGACGAAAGGCCCAUUCACAAACAAGGCGAAUGAUCGGCGUGCGCACAUCCACACCUUUACAAUAGGUGGCGCUGAUUGACAGUCAGUUUUACUCCUGUACAGCAAGUGACACAAUGCUCCUUUCAGCUGAUCUGCCCUCAACCCAUCACGGAUGAGAAGAGGAACUACUUAACAAGUUCAUGUAAUGAGAGACAACCAAGUUCUCUAGCGAGUAGUUUAAAAAAAUCUAACAAAUUUCUCUACAAGCUGCAGCAGUGAUGGCAAGUUUGAUGUUGAUUUGCUACACAAAAGCCACUUUCAUAAACUAUUUCAAUUCACCUACAGUUGACGUUUAGGCUACACCACAUUCUAAGAGGUGAUUACAAAGAAUCAAGAAAAAAAAAUUAACAGUUAAAACAAAUGUUAUCAAUUGAAACAAUACUGAUAAUAUGCCUUUGUCAUGCACAUCUAGUGUUAUGUACAUUUGUUUAAAAUCACUGUGUAACAUAAUAAGUGUUGUCAAAUGGAACAGUACUGAUUAUAUGUUAUUGCCAUGUACAUCUACAUGUGUUAUUUGCAUUUGUUUAAAACCAUGCAUGUUGCAAAUUAAACGUGACAUCUUCGUGCCAAGUUGUCUGGACUCAGUGAGCACCACUUCCUGAGGAAACAAAGGACAUCUGAGAAAAUCAGCAUUUGAAAUCUCACACAAUUGACAUCUCUACCUGAAACACUACAACCCAGUAAGCAAAUAUUGGAAACUCACUCCUCGUUGUUCUUCAAUAUCUGCUCAAUUCACCCCCUCUCCUUUCUCCCAUAGUCCUCAGCGCAAUAUCACCUCAAACCCACCUAAGAUCUGUAUGUAUGAAAAAUACUCUAUCAUUAUCACCAAUAAAUUACUUGUCCCAAUGAUCCUUCCUCCUUCGGUUGUGGAUUUAAGCCUUGUGAUUAUCAAAAGAUAUACAUAUAAAAAUACGUUUAUAUAUUUUUCUGAAAUGUACCAGUGGAAGGGGACAAUAUGGAAAGAAUGCAGAGAGUCCGGCUUAUCUCUAGGCCAACGCAAAAGUACAUCUUCUGGGAUGAGUGAGGGAGUUGCUGCAACCAAGUGCAGAGUUGACAGACCCAAACAUAGAAGAAGACAUGAUUGACAAACCACCAAUGGGUGGAUUUGUGCCUGAGGUGGAAGACUGGAAAUUGGGAGGUCUGGAGACAGAAAGAUGUAAAAACUCCCAAGGAUUUCUAAAAUGCCAGGGACAAUCUGAACAAAAACUGCAACUUCAACGGAUCUGAGAACAGACACUUUUUACACUGUCAAAAGCAGGGUAUGCACAUGAAAUGAUCCAGUAUCGUAUUUAAUGCAAACAUGGGGAUGUUGCCGAUAGGAGCUUGUCAAAUAGGUGAAGCUGAGCUAGGCAGAGGCUCAGCGAGGGUGGGAAUAUACUAUAUCACAGAUAGAUCAACAUUUUAUUAACAUGUUUUAACCAAACUACUCCCCUUCGGCCUACCCGCCCUCUCCCUCCACUCUACAGGUGUCCACUGGCAUGGAAGAGAAAAUGCCCAUGCACAACGCUACACAGCUGAUGCUUUGGGGCGCAUCUGUAACAUGUACAGCAAGUGUGUAUUGUCUAUCUCAACGUUACUGUAUACUACACAGUCAAUAAAAUCAUCAUG